UAGGAAACCAACCAAACAGCCCCUAAGUUUCUCAAAGGGCCUAUUUGCAAACUUUGUCCUCCACUGAGCACUCAAGUGGGCCCCAUGUCGCCACCUCCAACCGCCGGCGUUCUUCAAUCUCCAAAGACCAGAGAACGGCGAGCAAACAAUAUUUAAAGGAGAGAACUUCCCGCAUUUUUAACGCCCGGCCCAAUUUCGAUUGAAAAUUCUUUUUGAGUUCAUGACUCAUUUUGUUUACUAGGUUAAAGAUUCAGAAUGGCGAUUGCGAUUUGGGCCAAUGCACCUUUGCAAUGUGCUCCGCCUUGCUGUUCGAUUUCUCGCAGAAAUUGGCAGUUAAAGUUUUCUGCCAAUAGUUUCAAUCUCAAGAGAAAAUGCUUGUUCAUCAACAAUGGCUAUGGCUCACUCCCCGUCAAAUUUCAAGCAAUCACGGGUGAUUCUGGGGAUCCUGAGCUCAUCGAAGAUGGAAAUCCUUUGUCAUCCGAACUCGAACAAGCAAAAAUUGCGUUAAAGGCAACCGAGGAAGAGAGAUCUCGACUAAUGGAAGAGUUAGCGAAAUCAGAAGUUAAGAAUCAUGAGUAUGCUUCUAUAAUAAAGCAUGACAAGAUAUUAGCACUCGCAGAACUUGAAGCUGCGAAAUCUCUGUUCAAUACGAAACUAGAGGAAUCAAUCAAGGAGAAAUUUGCAUUAGAAUCUAAAUUGGUACUUGCGAAACAAGAUGCUGUUGAGCUUGCAGUCCAAGUUGAGAAGUUAGCAGAGCUUGCUUUCAAGCAAGCGACCUCUCACAUAAUACAGGAUGCACAGUUGAGAGUAUCUGCUGCUGAGAUUUCUGCGGCAGAAACAGCUCGUAGCAUGGAGGAGCAAAUGAGGAAAACCACCGAGGGGACACUAUCUGCGAUUGUUGAUCAGUCUACAGAUGCAGUAAACAAAGCAUUGUAUGCUGCAGAACAAGCCAGCAACCAAGCGAGAAAAUCAGUGGCAGCUAUUACUGGUGACAGAAAUUUGAUGGAUGAGGUUCAAGAUGUUAGAGCUAAGAAUGUUGAAUUGGAGAAUUCCAUUAGUGAUCUAGAAUGUCAAUUGUUGAUUACAAAAAGUGAGGUGGAUAGAUUGAAGUCGGAACUUGACCAAGCUUUGGCACGAGCAAAAGCUUCUGAUCUUCGUGCUGCUUCUGUAGAAAAAGCCCUGGCGGAGCUUCAAGAGGUGGCUAAGAAAAGAAAUUUCCAAAAGGAUGAGUUGUUCAAGAGUUUGCUCAAUAAAAUGAAGAAAGAAGCGGCUGAGAGGGAAAAGGCGGCUGUAAAAGCUUUUGAGAGCGAACUUGAGGCUAUCAUUGCUGCUGUGCAGGCAGCUAACGAAACUGCACGUUUGAAAGACCAAGCAUAUACGAGGAGAUAUGCUGCUUUGCAGAGAUCACUGCAGGCAUCUGAGGCUGCUUCUGAAGUUUGGAAACAGAGAGCUGAAAAUGCUGAGUCAAUCUUGCAUGGGGAAAGAUCAGGGGAAGAAAACUAUGUGAUUAAUGGUGGAAGGAUUGAUCUUUUGACCGAUAAGGAUUCACAAAAGUGGAAAUUGCUUGCAGAAGGUCCUCGAAGAGAGAUACCUGAAUGGAUGGCUCGUAGGAUUAGGUCAAUCUGUCCGAAAUUUCCACCAAGAAAAGUCGAUAUUUCAAAAGCACUUUCAGCUAAAACCCUGUCUUUAAACUUGCCAAAGCAGGAUGAAGUUUGGUCAAUUGCACAAGAAAAGCCAAGGGAGUCUGAUAUGCUGGUCGAUCAUGUGUUUGAGAAAGAAAUUAUAGAGAAGAAGCGAAAAGCUCUGGAGCGUGCAUUACAGAGGAAAACUGUAAAAUUGGAACUGGUUCCUGAACAACCGAAGUUAGAACCUGGAACUGGCACUGGGCGUGAGAUUGUGUUUCAAGGUUUCAAUUGGGAAAGCUGGAGAAGGCAAUGGUACCUGGAGCUAGCUCCUAAAGCUGCAGACUUGUCGCACUGUGGGAUUACUGCAGUGUGGUUACCACCACCAACAGAAUCUGUUGCUCCUCAAGGUUAUAUGCCUUCUGAUCUCUACAAUUUGAAUUCUGCCUAUGGGACUGUGGAGGACCUUAAACAGUGCAUUAAUGAAAUGCAUGCUCAAGAUCUUCUGGCCUUGGGAGAUGUGGUACUUAACCAUAGAUGUGCUCAUAAGCAGAGUCCAAAUGGGGUGUGGAAUAUCUUUGGUGGUAAGCUUGCAUGGGGACCUGAAGCAAUUGUCUGUGAUGAUCCAAAUUUUCAAGGGCGUGGAAAUCCAUCGACUGGUGAUAUUUUCCAUGCAGCUCCCAAUAUUGACCACUCUCAAGAAUUUGUACGAAGAGACAUCAAGGAAUGGUUGAACUGGCUUCGUAAUGAUAUUGGUUUUGACGGGUGGCGCCUGGACUUUGUUAGAGGUUUCUCAGGUGGGUAUGUGAAGGAAUACAUUGAGGCUUCAAAUCCUGCUUUUGCUAUUGGAGAGUAUUGGGAUAGUUUGGCUUAUGAAGGUGGAAACCUAUGUUAUAAUCAAGAUGCUCAUCGGCAAAGAAUUGUUAAUUGGAUCAAUGCCACUGGAGGCACCUCAUCUGCAUUUGAUGUCACAACAAAGGGCAUUCUCCAUUCUGCGUUGCAUAAUCAAUACUGGAGACUAAUAGACCCACAAGGGAAACCAACAGGGGUGAUGGGAUGGUGGCCCUCACGUGCAGUCACCUUUCUAGAGAAUCACGAUACAGGAUCUACCCAGGGACAUUGGCCAUUUCCACGGGAUAAGCUUGCGCAGGGAUAUGCAUAUAUUCUCACUCAUUCUGGAACGCCUGUGAUAUUCUAUGAUCACUUCUAUGACUUUGGUCUCCGUGACACAAUCACUGAGCUGAUCGAGGCUAGAAGGCGAGCUGGAAUACACUGCCGGAGCACAGUCAAGAUAUAUCAUGCAAAUAAUGAGGGUUAUGUUGCUCGAAUUGAUGAGAGCCUUGUGAUGAAGAUCGGACACUUUGAUUGGAACCCCUCGAAAGAGAACAAUUUGGAUGGAACUUGGCAGAAGUUCAUGGAUAAAGGGUCAGAUUAUCAAAUCUGGUUGAGACAAUAAGAGCUAUAAUUCCUGUAAGAUAGACUGUUAAGUUAUCGACAACUCACAUAGUCAAGAAUGUACCCUUUGUGUUACUUAAGAAAAAUAGUUAAAUAUAAUGCCACAAGUCAAGCAGACGUGAAUAAAGUACUUUGGGAAUAUGUGUAAAGAGUCGUAUUAGGGGAUUAGAUGUCUAUUAAUGAGAUUUUUUUAAAGCUCAAUUAUAUAUGUUACAACAUUUUUUGA
Asparagus officinalis (garden asparagus) is the source of this 3303-nucleotide messenger RNA. RefSeq names its product alpha-amylase 3, chloroplastic-like. The transcript is spliced from 15 exons. Gene Ontology annotation, molecular function: calcium ion binding; alpha-amylase activity. Lineage: Eukaryota; Viridiplantae; Streptophyta; Magnoliopsida; Asparagales; Asparagaceae. Gene Ontology annotation, biological process: carbohydrate metabolic process. The coding region runs from base 256 to 3078 and encodes 940 amino acids. The record is from RefSeq and is a predicted model, not a curated record.